This is a messenger RNA of Brassica rapa (field mustard), 1421 nucleotides long. Its product is annotated as BTB/POZ and TAZ domain-containing protein 1. Gene Ontology annotation, cellular component: nucleus. Gene Ontology annotation, molecular function: protein binding. Lineage: Eukaryota; Viridiplantae; Streptophyta; Magnoliopsida; Brassicales; Brassicaceae. The record is from RefSeq and is a predicted model, not a curated record.
CUGUCUAUAAAAUCGUCCAGAGAUGCACCACCACCCCUUCAAGCUUCUCCAUCAAUUAAAUAUAAAACCAUCUCACACAACUCUCUUUCUUUCUCUUAAACGAAAGCUGCUACAUAGUCACGAUGGCAAUAACCGCUACUGAAAACGACGGCGUUUCUUUAAUCACCGACAAGAUUUCAUAUGAUCUUGUGGAAACAGAUGUUGAGAUCAUCACUUCCGGUCGCGGUCGUAUCCCAGCACACUCCGGUGUCCUGGCUGCCGCGUCGCCGGUUCUAAAGAACAUCAUCGAGAAGCCGAGGAAAAGCCACGGCGGAUCAUCGAAGAGAGUCAUCAAGAUUCUCGGUGUUCCAUGCGACGCCGUUUCUGUCUUCAUCAGGUUCCUCUAUUCUCCCAGUUUGACGGAGAAGGAGAUGGAAAGUUACGGAAUCCAUCUACUGGCUCUAUCACACGUCUACAUGGUGACUCACUUAAAGCAAAGGUGCACGAAAGGCGUCGGCGAGAGAGUGACGGUUGAGAACGUGGUCGAUGUUCUCCAGCUAGCUCGGCUUUGCGACGCACCAGGCCUCUGUCUCAAGUGUAUGCGUUUGAUCCACUCCAAGUUCAAGACCGUUGAACAGACCGAAGGAUGGAAGUUUCUUCAAGAAAACGAUCCUUUUCUUGAACUCGACAUUCUCCAAUUCAUUGACGACGCUGAAUCGAGGAAGAAACGAAGACGGAGACACCGAAGAGAACAGAAUCUUUAUAUGCAAUUGAGUGAAGCCAUGGAAUGUAUAGAACACAUAUGUACCGAAGGUUGCACGUUGGUCGGACCAUCGUCCAACUUAGACAACAACAAGUUAAAAGCCGGUCCAUGCAGUGCGUUCUCUACUUGUUACGGACUACAACUUCUGAUACGUCACUUUGCAGUUUGCAAGAAACGAGUCGAUGGCAAAGGUUGUAUUCGUUGCAAGAGAAUGAUUCAACUCCUUAGACUCCAUUCUUCAAUCUGCGACCAAUCUGAGUCUUGCCGUGUCCCACUUUGCAGGCAAUUUAAGCAAAGAGGAGAAAAGGACAAGAAAAUGGUUGAGGACACGAAGUGGAAUGUUCUGGUGAGAAGAGUUGCAUCUGCUAAAGCUAUGUCUUCCUUGUCUCAAUCAAAGAAGAAGAAAAGUGAUGUGUUAUUCAAAGAAGAAGCAGAAGAUUUCAUCAGAAUCAGGAAGACGAAGGUUUUUUGAAUUCCUUGGUUUUUUUUGUAGAAUAUAUUAUAUAUAAUGAAACAAUUGUUAGUUGUUCGUCUCUUGGACGGUUGAUUGGGUUAAAUUUGUCGAUGAGUAACCCUUUUAAUAAGUUGUUUGUUUGAUCGUAUUGUAUACAUAAACUUGUCUAUUAUUGUUCUUUCACGAAUGUAGUUGUUAAAUUUUAUAAAUUGGAAUUUGUUUAGA